Penaeus chinensis is the source of this 1281-nucleotide messenger RNA. RefSeq lists its product as uncharacterized. NCBI's taxonomy places the organism in Eukaryota, Metazoa, Arthropoda, Malacostraca, Decapoda, Penaeidae. Gene Ontology annotation, biological process: ceramide transport; intermembrane lipid transfer. Gene Ontology annotation, molecular function: ceramide 1-phosphate binding; ceramide 1-phosphate transfer activity. Gene Ontology annotation, cellular component: cytosol; membrane; cytoplasm. The record is from RefSeq and is a predicted model, not a curated record.
GCUGUUUUUGAUGCUGUUCCUGCUGAUUCCCGCUGUCAUGCUGAUCGUGUGGCUGCUGGUGGGCCUCGCGACCUCUCCCGUGCCUUACCCGCUGGAGAACAUCGACGUGGAGGCCGACGACCUGUCCCUGCUGGUGGAGGAGCCGUCCUACGCCCUUGUGGAGGAGUUCCUCGAGGCGUCCAAGGACAGCGAGAUCACGCGACUGCAGUUGGCGAGCGCCAUGGAGGAAGCGUCGAAGGACAUCCAACAGAUCGUGGCCAGCGUUUCGGACGAGGCGGACUCUGCGUCCCUCAACAUUGACGUCGAGGAGGAAGUGCACCUCCUCAAGGAUAUCAUGAGCAUCCUUUCCGACACGUCCAUUCAAAACAAUGCGGAUGGCAGUUAUGGCGACGACGACGAAGUCAGCGAUGGCAACAGCGAGGAUGAGGCAAGCGAUAUCAUUAAAACGGACGAAUCGAUUAAGGGCACGCUGGGGGAGCAUGACCCACACCGGCCGGUGGAUGCCAGCGACGGCGUGGCCAUCCACCCUUCCCAGAUGAAGCCCAUUAUGCUGCAGUUUCUCUACGUCAAUAUCCUUCGCUGUCGCAGUCGUGGAGACAUCGUGCUCGCCGAGUACAUCCGCAUGUACCGCCUCCUGAACGCCUUCCUGAGUAACUUCGGGAGCUUCGCCGCCGUUCAGACGCAGAUGCUGGAAGAUCGCAUAAGAAAUCUGGAGAUUCGCCACCAAGGCGUAAAUCGGCAGGAAUAUCAAACCCUUUCUGGCAUGAUCCGCUUUGAGGACGCAGCCGGCACUGUCGGGGAUAUUGAUCCGGUCUCCGGCACGAUUAUAUUCACGUGUCUGCAGCGCCACCUUCAGUAUCUGUCCCUCGCCUUGCAUGCGAUUAUUCCCCUGCCAGGAGACGAGCCUCUCCUGCACCCUUUCGAGUCGGCCUACAGGACCAUCCUGGCCAGCCACCACAGCUGGUUCGUGGAGAAGUUCUACCUGGUGGGUCUGGCCAUGCUGCCCUCCAAGAAGCAGGCCGUGGCCCACCUGAAGGUGAGUCAGGGCGAGGACGUUAGCAUGGACGACCUGAUGGCGAGCCUUCGGCUAAUCGUGCGAGAGCUGGACGAGCUCACGGAGGCGACGGAGGUGAUCCUCGAGACGAGCGGCGUCCUCGGGAGGAUUCCCACUCAGGUUGUCACGUGAGGGGUUUAAAACCUAAAUUAUACCGAUUUUUUAUUUGUUAUUUGGAUGGAAGAAAAAUGCAUAUUUGUAAAUAAAACAUUUAAUUGAUUGUAAAA